This is a messenger RNA of Sitodiplosis mosellana (orange wheat blossom midge), 2581 nucleotides long. RefSeq lists its product as uncharacterized. The coding region runs from base 320 to 2281 and encodes 653 amino acids. Lineage: Eukaryota; Metazoa; Arthropoda; Insecta; Diptera; Cecidomyiidae. The record is from RefSeq and is a predicted model, not a curated record. The transcript has 8 exons.
ACAGAACGUUGUGCAAAAGCAAAAAAAUGCGUCGUUUGUUCUUGGCUACUUACUUCAAAGCCGCUUAACAGUAAACUUGAAUUUGUUCGUCUCACUGAGAUGUGCGUACACACGGUAUAGUGCAAUUGUGUUUUGUGAAAAAUUGUUUUUUUUGUCGUCAAAAGGUUCUGUUUUUCAUGUUCAAUUGCAUUCUGGUUGCAUAUUCAAUCAAUUUUGAUCGAAUUCGUCAAAAUUUUACCGACUAAAACCGUGGUUUUUGUUUUAUCGCACAUGACAUUUCGAACAGGUCACAUUGAAUAGUGCAAAUUUGCCAUUCACGAUGUCAGGCCAGCUCCACUCUGAUCGCAGACUCCAGUUUAUCUAUCUUUCGCUUGACAUUUUUCGGCGACAUACAAACGUGGAAUCGUUGGCUGUUGACCAUCACAAACAGCAGAAGGGAAGGCAUCCACCGAAUUUUGUGAUAAAUCGAAAAAUCGAGGAUUAUCAUAGCAAGCUGUUGCAAUUGGAUUUUGACUUGGAAGCCUCAGAAUUGAAGCAGCUUGACUUCAUUUGGCCGAAUACCAACAAGAAAAUAAAUGCCGCAAUAUGGUCGCUUUCCGAAGAAGACAGAGUCGAUGUGCACAACAAGGCAACGAACUGUCAAAGGAAAUUCCUUUACUUGCCGUUGCAUGUGCUUCAAAAAGAGACAAACAUCUACCAGUUGGUGCAAGCAUUUGAAGAAAGUCAAGGAAACGACGUAGCUGGAGCAAAUUUGGAACGACACGUAGCUCAAGUGCACAAACAAUUGGCUGAAGUUGAAUCAUGGCCACAAUUUCUAAGUGGUUUGAAGUUUCUUAGUGAAGUUUCCAACGAUGAUAAAGGCAUGCUGUCCAAAACAUCAACAGAAAGCGAUUUUGAGGCACAAUCCGCAAGAUUGUCGCGGAAGCGCAAGGAAGGUUCAAAUCAAACCGAUGAAAGUGGCUCUGUGCCAGAUAAGAAACCAAAAAUCCACGCCAAUGCUGUGAAUUCAAAGAUUCCAGUCAGACAUGCCCAUCAGGAUGUGCAUCAAUUGAACAACGACGACACGAAGCACUCAACAUCUUCGGUCGAACCGGUCACGCCGAGCACCAUGAACAUGAGCACCAGUCAACCGACCAGUAAAAUGGUGCAAAAAGGUUCGACAAUCAAAAAGCGUGUUGUGCCCGAACCGAGCGACUUUCAACGCGAAAUCAUUGCAAUGAGCUAUGACGAUUUUGUUGAAAAAACAAAUGUAGCACAGCUGGUUGCAACGGAUUUUGCAAGACAGUUCAAUGGAACCAAGGAAAUGGAACCGUCACACAUGGAUUGGGGUCUGAAAGAAUAUGAUCGGCUUCGGAAUUUGUACGAAAAAUGGCACGUGAAUUCACUGAAAAAUCUCAAAUUCAAAGAAUGCGAAUGCAAGCGGAAGAAAACAUUUGCAGACAAAGCAACGCAUACAGAUGAUGCUGAGGUGCAAGAUAUGGGCAUUCAGUGCAGCUUAUCGGAUUUCAAUCGGUAUGAAACUGAUGAAUUGGAGCAACAUUUACGUCAAUCGAAAAUGGCUUUGCCGACAGUCAAUGCAAUUUCUGAAUCACAAAUCAUCAUCAGUACACAGUAUGAUGUGCCAGAAUCGCAGCGUCUAGAUCAGAAUGAUAGUGCGUGCGUCACAGAUGAUGUGUUCAAUGUAAAUGAAGCUGAGGAGGAUAAUCAGCCAUCACAAGUCGCACCUCGCGUGGAAACACCAACGGAAAGCCCAGCUGAUUCAAGCCCAGAGGCAUCAGAAGUUGCCACGCAACCACUGCUCCAAUCGGCCGGACUACAGUCGCCAGAGCGACGGAAUCAAGAUCACGAUGGUGCAAACGUCACAGACGAUGUCACAGUGAAUGAAACUGAGAAGGAUAAUCACCUAUCACAAGUUGCGCCGGAUACAGAAUCACUAACGAAAGGCAGAGCUGAUUCGAGCCCAAAGGCAUCAGAAGUAGCCACGCAACCACUGUCUCAAUCGGUGGCCAACAACGAUGCCAUCACCGUCGCGAUUGAGAAUAGCAAUUCAACACAGAAUGUGCGCGAUGCUACAGCUGUUGGAAUUGAAAAUGUGAAUGUAAAUCAGACAGCCAGAGCAGAAAAUCGUUCGAAACAUCUGAAACAUAAGAAAACUCCAAGGAAAAGUGCAGUUCGCUCGAUUUUACGCGAAAUUGGUCAACAUUUUGAAUCGCUACGAGCGCCUACAUCAGAUUUGAAUCGCAAAGUUGAUCUUUGCAUGGCGAUGGCUCGGCGUAAUUAGAAUAAGAAAGAAAUGUUACGAAGCAAUUUUGUUAAAUUUUCAUUCAUCAAUGGAUCAGAAUUCGUUCAAAAUGCCACGUUUGGCCGAAUAACACAACAUAUUCAAUAGACGCUGGUAGCUAGUACUAGUUUUUUUAUUACAUUGAAAAAAAUCCGUUAAAUUUUGAUAUCAAAAUACCUAAAUUCAUGUAUUUCAAAUUUCUUUCCCGUUGAAAUAGUUUGAUAAAAAAUGAUUGAAUAAAAUGAACAAAUGAAAGAAAAACAUGAUUCAACGAAAAUAAAUAAAAUAAAGACAAAAAAA